Molecule: messenger RNA, 6871 nt
Organism: Brienomyrus brachyistius
Lineage: Eukaryota; Metazoa; Chordata; Actinopteri; Osteoglossiformes; Mormyridae
Gene: plekhg4
Product: pleckstrin homology domain containing, family G (with RhoGef domain) member 4
Exons: 24
Coding region: 118-5994 (1958 amino acids)
Molecular function (GO): guanyl-nucleotide exchange factor activity
Source: RefSeq, a predicted model, not a curated record
UGUAGGGCAGAGCAAGCGCUGAGCCCUGGGGAGGACAGAGCCAGGUUAAGCAGGCAGAGCAGAGCAUGGUUCAGCAAGAGGCAGUCCAGCUCAGCGCCGGGGCCCAGCCUGCGCAACAUGGUGAGGACUGGAAACUUUACUGAGGACUCUGAAUCCCUGGACAGCUGCAUACAGAGUGCCCUAUCUGCACUGUACCCUCCGUUUGACGCCACCGCACCCACCAUACUCGGCCAGGUCUUCGACGUAGUAGAGGGCACCUACCGUGGGGACGGCCUGCGCUACCUGAUCGACUUCCUGAUUCCGGCCAAGCGCAUCCUCCAGUGCAUCCAGCAAGAUGCCUGCUCUGCGUUCAGUGGCCUUCUCUUCCGUCAUGAGGGUUGGCCUCUGUGUGUCCACGAGAAGCUCAUAAUCCAGCUGUCCUCCCUGGACCGGCGAGUGCUGCGGCCCGGGGACUUCUACUUGCAGGUGUUACCGUGCUCAGGAAGUCCCCCGCACAUCGUGCUGAGGGCCUUGGCUGGUGACGGACGGUACGUGGAGCAGUUGGAGGUGCCUGAAGUGAGCUACACCUCCAUUUUCACCAUGGCUUGGCUGGAUUCGCUCAACCGGGAGCGAGUGGCAGGCCCUCUGGAGCACUGCCUGCUGGCUGCCGAUGGUCACGUUUUCCGAGUGCCCUGGGAGGACGUGGUGCAGCCUGAAUUCAUCUAUAGGCCCCCAAUAAUUGGGGGAGAGGGGCUGGACAGUCAGUCCAUGGGGAUGAAUGGGGGGGGUUCAGACAUUGCUCCGCAGGAAGUGGAUACUCAGAGUCCGGAGGCUGUGCAGGCCCCAACCCUCAGCCAGUAUUUUGGCGAUGUGGACAGCAGAUCAAAUGGACUGGAUAACGUAGUAUUUGACUUGGACAAUGAACAGUUAUCAUUGGAAAACAAUGACAAAUUACAGGAGGAUGACAACAAAAAAGUACUGGAACAAAAUGGCGAAGUCCUUGAGGAGACGGUUGUGCAGGACCCUAAAGACACAAUGUUGGAGGACUCGGACCAAGAGGGGGAAUAUGUGGAACUGGCUGAUCUUACUCUGCCUUGUUUCAUCCCCCAGAAGGGAUCAUUGACUCAGUCUAUAAGUCUUUGCUACAAAAACCUGAACAAGCCGAGGACUAGUUCACACAGCCAGACCACCUCUGCCGAAGGGCUUCUGGGCAGUGGGCAUUAUGGCCAGGCUGCGGUCUGUGCAAAACUCAUAGAGGAGAACCUGAGUGAUGUACCUCCCAGGCUGCCGCUUGGGCCUGCAAGCAAGCCACCAGGAGGUACGCGUGUGGAGGACACUGCCGUCGUGUGUGAAAGCAAGGUGUCUGUCUGCUGUCCUUCUGCUGAAAGCAAUGGCUCACAGUCGGGAUGCGUUGACGGGGCUGGUGGAGAUAGUGUUCCAGACUCAGAAGUAAACUUGGGGCCUGCAAGCAAGCCAUCAGGAGGUACACAUGUGGAGGAGGUGGGGUCUCCAGACAAGGUGGAGGGAGGUGCUGGUAGCCAUAGCUUGAGUGAGAGUAGCGAGGCAGUUGAUGUGUUUCUCAAUCUCGAUCAGGAAGAUGACACCAGGUGUGAUGGUGAGGAGAUGUGUCUGGUUCCUGUUCCUUUAGCUGUAGACUCUGACUUUGGGGAGAGAUCCCAGAAUGAGUCUGGGGCCCUUGGUCCUGGUCUUCAGCCAGAUGCUCUAGAGAACUCUGGGACAGGAUUGCCCCCAGCCGUGCUCUGCAUGGAGGGCAUGGGGGGUGUAGAAGAAUGCCCAGGCCUAGAGAUUGAGGGGGAGAUGCUGAAGAGCACAGCACAGGUGUUAGCCCCCAGCGCGAAAACAGAAACUCCAGUGGAGCUCACCAGUGUUGAGGAAGCAGCAGAAAGUGGGCAGGUUGAGAAGAAGGAUAAAGAAAAGGAGGAAGGGGAAGAAGUGCAGGGAGAGGUAGACAAGCAGAGCACAGGGGCUAUAGAGAUGGGCAGAGGAGAAGUGGGUGACGGCAAGGUUGCUGAGAGUGUGGCAGAGAAUGGACAUACCUCCUCCAGCAGCAGCACUCCCAGCUUGGAGGUGGGGGCAGAGCACAACAACUCCCUCCUGGAGAAGCCCUGUGGCUUACUCACAAACGGCCUCGAGGAGCGAGGGCUGGAGGAUGAGGCUGAGGGGCAGGAGCCAGAGCAAAACCAUGAGAGUGACAGCCCCCUCCACCUCAAGGCAGUGCCCUUGGACUCUCAGCCGCAAGGGGGGGAGCAGCAGAGCCCAGCGCCCACCCAUACACCCUCCUCUGCCAGGGAGCCCGCAGGCCAGACUGCCAUGCAGGAAGAGGUGGUUUCGAUGAAGCAGCAGGAUACUCCCUGCCUCCCGCCGGCCUCCUGGAAGACACACCCCACCCUCGCCGAAGCCCACAAAGUCAACACAGAUGUCCUGAGCUCUGGAGUGCUCUGUCUCACUGGGACAAGAGAUAAAUGUGGGCGUGCCCUUGUCACUGUGACAACCAGGAGCACUGUUUGGUUGAACCCAGACUGCAACAGCGGUGAGCUGGUGCGGAUCCUGCACUACUUCUAUGCCACCCUCAGGAAGGAGGCACGCUCACAGGGCCUGACAGUUCUGGUGGAUGCCAGGCGCUGCUCUCCUGUUCCUGCCCUUUUCAAGGCGUUUUCCGUCUUGCAGGAGGGGGCACCCGGCUGCAUUAACACAGUGCUGCUGCUGUCUGACAGAGAGCUGAGAUCAUGGCCCGAGAGACCCCCCACCAUACAGUUUGAGGUCCUUACCUCCCUCAAGGCCCUCCACAAGCACGUGGACAGCACCCAGCUUCCAGCUGCCUUUGAUGGAACCUUUCCCUACUGCCACAGAACCUGGAUCUCCUUUAGGAUGAGAGUGGAGCAGUUCACCAGCAGCUGCCAGGACACUAUUGUCCUUCUUAAGAACGCUAUUUCCACCCUGGAGGCAGCAAUCCUGCCACCCUGCACAGAGGAGGCCCAAGUGGUGCUGUGCAAGUGCAAGGACUUGAUGCGCAGUGUCCUGGAGAACGCACACCUGGCACAGCUGCAGCUGGAAGGGGGUGCGGCUCUGUCCCGUCUCAGGAAGGAGAGCGGCAUGGGCCUCACGGAGGACCAAAGGGAUGCCAUCGAGGCGGUCAGCCAGCUGUACGAGCAGGUGGACGAGCUGGUGCAUGGGUUGGUGAGGGUGUCCAACAGGCGCACGCAGGAGCUGGAGCUGGUCAUGGAGUUCAAGAGCCUGGAGGAAGGUUUCCAGGAGGUGAGGGGCUGGAUUGAGGAGGUGGGGGAAAGUCGCCUGAAGACCCUCAGUGAGUUGGGGGACUCUUUGGAGCAGCUGCACAAAAAGCAAGCCCUCUUCAAAGACUUCUACUCCGCCGCAUACGAGCACUGCAAGAGCGGGGAGUCCCUGCUGAAACGGCUGGAGCGCUGGGAGGAUGUGAGCUCAGCAGAGCUGCAGGUCUACGAGGUGAAGGUGCGCUCCUUCUGGGUGCACCUCCAGGAUUUCUCCCAGAGGGUGGAGGACACCAAGGAUAAGAUCGACAAGACCGUCCGACUAUAUGAGUUCUUUGACAAGGCAUACGAGUGGGCGCUAGAGGGCAUGCGUCACCUCGCCGCCAUCAGCAUGGAGGACUGCAGCGUGCCCGAGAAGUGCGGCUCAGUCAUCCGCUGCCUGGAGAGCUACCGGCGCAAUCACCCAGACAUCCCCGAUAACCGAUUUCAGGAGAUGAAGGAGCUGGCUGGGGAACUGAAGAGUGACAAGGGACUCAAGCAGUGGAAGUUCGCCUGGUCCAAGUGUCAGGAGACCAAGCAGAUGUUUGAGAAAAAACUGGAGAGGGCGCUUCGGACCAGGCGGUCAUCGCCCGCGGACAGUGAGAAGGCCGACGUUGAGGUUGCCACACCCCAGGAUAACUUGGAGAGCUUCUCCCCCCAGCCAAUCCAGAAGCGCAGUGGGAGCCUGUCCUCCUGCCGGAGGGGCCUCAUUGGUAGUUGGGCUAAGGAGAAGCUCGGUAUACAGUCAGUGGCCAGGGACGUCAAGGAUGGUGACAACAAGUGCACCAUUGCCCAUCUGGCGGGCCUGGAGUACUGCAGCCCAGGGACACCCCCUAACUCCCAUCGGCUCUCCCGCAGCACCUCCUCAGAGGCGCCCUCGCCUCUCCAGGGGUUGCCGUCCUCCUACAACCCUGGGUUCACUUCUGUGGAGCCCGGCCGCCGGGUGCUGAGAAAGACCCAGAGCUUCGACGCAGCGGGUGUCGCAGAUUUGCCGCGGUACCCCACCUGCCAGCGCACGCUGAGUGAACCUGCCCGUCGCGGAAACACGGGCGUCUUCAUCAAGGGCCUGGAGGUCAGUAGCACAGAGGUGGCAGACCGCUCACUCAGCUCCCACCUGCCCUCCCACAGCUGGUCCCCCAUGGACCCCCUGAGGAACAGCACACCGGAGCCCACAGCUAAGGGCAGCAAGCUGCGGCACAUCGUGGACGAGAUGGUGGCGACGGAGCGCGAGUACGUGCGCUCGCUCAGCUACAUCAUGGAGCAUUACUUCCCCGAGAUGGAGCGCGCCGACCUGCCGCAGGACCUGCGGGGCAAGCGUAGCGUCAUCUUCGGCAACCUGGAGAAGCUGGUGGACUUCCACAGCCAGUACUUCCUGAAGGAGCUGGAGAGCUGCUGCAACCACCCGCUGCGUGUCAGCCACUGCUUCCUCAGACAUCAAGACCAGUUUGGGCUGUACGCCUUAUACAGCAAAAACAAGCCCAAGUCAGAUGCACUGCUGGCCAGCCACGGGAACACUUUCUUCAGGAACAAGCAGCUGGAACUCGAAGAUAAGAUGGAUUUGGCCUCAUACCUGCUGAAGCCCAUCCAGCGCAUGAGCAAGUACGCCCUGCUGCUCAAGGACCUCAUCAAGGAAGUGAGCGAGGUGCAGGAGCAGGAGCUGGCUUACCUGCAGGCCGCCGCCGAGAUGGUCAAGUUCCAGCUGCGUCACGGCAACGACCUGCUGGCGAUGGACGCCAUCCGAGACUGCGAUGUCAACCUGAAGGAGCAGGGGCAGCUGAUGCGGCAGGACGAGUUCACAGUCUUGUACGGCAGGAAGAAGUGCCAGAGACACGUCUUCCUGUUUGAGGACCUCGUGCUCUUCAGCAAGCCCAAGCGCAUCGAUGGCGGACUGGACGUUUACAUCUACAAGCACUCCUUUAAGACCGCCGACGUGGGGAUGACAGAGACCUCUGGGGACAGCGGACUGCGGUUUGAGAUCUGGUUCAGGAGACGGACCUCCAAAAACCAAGCAUACAUCCUCCAGGCAAGCGUGCCCGAGAUCAAGCAAGCGUGGACGUCCAGCAUUGCCAGGAUCCUCUGGCAGCAAGCCACGCGGAACAAAGAAAUAAGAAUGCAGGAGAUGGUGUCGAUGGGGGUGGGGAACAAGCCCUUCUUGGACAUAAAGCCAAGUGACGCGGCAAUCAACGACAGAGCCAUCGACUACAUCAUGAAGGGCAGAGGAGCCAGGACCAGGGCCUCCAUAGCGGUCUCCCUCUUCGACCACUCCAACCCCUUCAAGCAAGCGCAAGUUAAUGCGACUGCAGGUGGGAGCCCGACCUCAGGGGGCCCCUCGUCCUCAUCCCUGCUGGGGCCUCUCAACCUGCACAUGUACAGCAGCCAGGCCCUGAUGUCGGGCGAGCGGCCCUUCAUCCUGGAGGAAGACGAGCAGGAGCACGAGACCAGCAGCCAGCCCUCCAUGACCACAGAGAGCUCGGAGUCGUCCUGUCCCUGCCUGUCAGGCAGCGGCUCCAGUAGCUCGGACAGCGGCUGCGUUUCCAGCCACCUGCCGGAGGCGCUGUCCGAGGAGCCCAACUCCCCCUGCGAUUCCUCCUGCUACUCCAACGUGGCCUCCCCCGUGGAGGACAAGCCACGCUUCAACAGCCAGUAUAUCUCAGCGCCCAGUAACAGCUGCCUCUCUCUCCACUUACAGAAGGCAGGCCAGGUCAUAAACCCAUCCACCCUAGUGUGAGUGUGGUCUGAUGAAGCUCCUCUCAUCAAGAAGCCAGUUUCGCCUUGAGGAGACCGGAGUAUUUAUAGCUCUCUGUGCCAGAGCACCUCAUCUCAGACACUGAAUGAGCUUUAGUAAAGCACUGAUAAGUCUCAGAUAUAGCCUUUAAUUAAAGUGUUUUUUUUUCUUUUCCUUCCCAAACAUGUUCAGUUAUGUUUGUGUUAUAGUGAAAACUGUAAAUAAUUAUAUUGUAAUAGUUUACAAUGCAGUUAAACUGUCUUUUGACCACUUUGCUGUAGACUGCAAUUAACAGCAAAAGUAUACAUGUACCUUCAUGUAAAAAGGUAUUUCCAAAGGGUACAUGCAUACUCUGGUUUAAAAAGCAAUGUGCUUUCUUUUUUAAAAAGACAAUUUUUCUACGACCUGGUCUUCCACACACCUCUUUUCGUUGUUGUUGAACUGACUCGGGGUCAGGCCUUGUUGUAUCACUGUGACUCACACUGUGGUUGCACAGGUCACUCUCUGAGUUUGGAAGCACUUCCAUCUCAGAAUAGUUCAGGGCUUCUGGUCCAUCAGCUCAGGAGGUUCAUAGCCUUGCUAAGUUGUUCCCCUGAGCAGAGUGUGCGCCUGGCCAAGACGUCCGAACAGGCCUGCGCGGGAGCGAAGAGGCAACAGCUCAGUGCGGCUGAAGGAUGGCGUUUAAACACGCAAAAGUCUAUAUUGUAAAUAUUUUGCGCCAAUGGUGCUCUGCCAUUCUACUUAUAGAUAACUUUGUACAUGUAUGUAUUAACCAGCAAGACAGGGAAUCACUUGUGCCAUUCUUACCGUGUUCAAGAAGAAAAAUCUUAAUCCUCCGAAGUUCACACGUAUUUAAUAAAAAUGGAGUUCGUUUCUUUGA